Molecule: messenger RNA, 2061 nt
Organism: Dama dama (fallow deer)
Lineage: Eukaryota; Metazoa; Chordata; Mammalia; Artiodactyla; Cervidae
Gene: H1-1
Product: H1.1 linker histone, cluster member
Exons: 1
Coding region: 382-1038 (218 amino acids)
Biological process (GO): chromosome condensation; negative regulation of DNA recombination; nucleosome assembly
Cellular component (GO): nucleus; nucleosome
Molecular function (GO): nucleosomal DNA binding; double-stranded DNA binding; structural constituent of chromatin
Source: RefSeq, a predicted model, not a curated record
UCCCACCCCCAAAAGGAAAAAAAAACUGCUUUUUUAAAAAAGAAGUCGCACCCUCUGAUGGUAAUGGCCUGGACCCUACCCUGCCGAGUGGAGUAUUUCCGUCUCCACUGGGCGACCGGCGUCGAGGUGAGGGGUGGAGAAGGAUGCUGUCUGGGUGCUUCAGUGCAAGCGUCAGGAAAGCGGGACCACAGGCCCCGGCGGCCGGCUGCUGCCUUGCGAGACCCAGCCGGGAGGGCAGGGGGCGCUAGGGUGCCGGGGGCGGGCGCCAGCGCUCACCAAUCACAGCGCGGCCCCGCCCUAUAAAUAUCGCGCGCCCGAGCCACCCGCAUCUUACUGCCUCGUUGGGUCUAGCGGUUUAGUUAGUUUUUCCUUACUUCCGCCAUGUCCGAAGUCGCGCUCCCCGCUCCAGCUGCUUCCACUCCCCCUGAGAAGCCUUCAGCUGGCAAGAAGGCGAAGAAGGCUGUGAAGGUUGCAGCAGCCGCCAAGAAGAAACCCGCGGGCCCUUCAGUUUCGGAGCUGAUUGUGCAAGCCGUUUCCUCCUCUAAGGAGCGCAGCGGUGUGUCCCUGGCCGCGCUGAAGAAGGCGCUGGCAGCCGCUGGCUACGAUGUGGAAAAGAACAACAGCCGCAUCAAGUUGGGUCUUAAGAGCCUAGUAGGCAAAGGCACCUUGGUGCAGACCAAGGGCACCGGCGCCUCGGGUUCUUUCAGGCUCAACAAGAAAGUAUCCUCCGUGGAUGCUAAGCCCAGCGCCACAAAGGUGGCAACGAAGACCAAGGUAACAAGCGCUUCUAAGAAGCCCAAGAAGGCCACUGGGGCGGCUGCUGCUAAGAAAGGUGUGAAGACUCCAAAAAGGGCUAAAAAGCCUGUGGCGACAAAGAAGUCUUCCAAGAGUCCUAAGAAGCCCAAGGCUGUGAAGCCUAAGAAAGUAGCCAAGAGCCCUGCCAAAGCCAAGGCUGUGAAACCCAAAGGGGCCAAAGUAAAGAUAACCAAGCCAAAGACCGCUGCCAAACCCAAGAAGGCAGCACCCAAGAAGAAGUAAGAGUUCCGUUGGAAGCUGCUUCCAAUAAACCAACGGCUCUUUUAAGAGCCACCAACUUAUUUCAGGGAAAGAGCUUUAUUACCACACUUUUUUUUUUUUUUCUCUUUCUGCCCUCAUGCAAAUAGUGUGUGCAAGCCAUUCUUAGCUCUACAUCAGAAUCUUAAAACUCACGCUGUGGGGUUAGAAGUGGGUGUUUUGGGCCUCUCAAACGAUUUCCCUAAUCCCGUUUUAAUCUUUUUACUUGUCUGUCAGAAACAAGCAGAGGAACUUUGGGGCCUAUCCUUUAAUCCCAUACCCCAAAGUCGUUCUCAGCAGCACGAUUGAGGGCUGGGUCCGUGUGCUAUGUGCUCGUUCGUCUGUUAAAGAUUUCUCGUGUUAUCUGAGAUCAAGGCCGGGACAUAGGUUCUUGGGCCAUAUCGCUAUCGCUAAGUUGGCUUUUUCCGAAAUUGGGUGGCUCUGAAAUGCUUUUAAGGUGACCUUGGGAACGACGGUGAUCCGCCGGCUUACCCGGCAUUCAGAUUGGUGUCUUCGCAAGCCUCAGGCUGCGCCAUCGAGGCCAGGCUCGGCCGACUUACCCCCGGACCAUUUGCCGGUUGUCAGCUAGUUUCCCGCCAGGGUCAGGAGAACUUGGCUGCCCUGGAAUUUUAGAGCUAAAGCCCAAAAUCUCUUACCGGGUUUCUCUGCUCCUGGAAACAGAACGGCCCAGAUUGGAUAAUAUUUGAAAUUUCCGCUCUGUGCCUAACUAGAUAGUAUUUCUCCAGGCGCAGGGUUUUCAACCCUGGUGUGCUACACCACGUUAAAUAUUAAUAUUUGGGGACACUUUUAUAGAAUUGGCUCUUAAAGCUUUCGAAGUUUUAAUUUUGGAAUUCAGUUUAAUUACUACUUUUUUCACAUCCAAGGGGAAAAAACACAAUACCAUAUGUUGAGCCCGGUUUACUCACUUAAACUUAAUGAAAAUCAAUUAGUUGUAAAACUUUUACAUAUAAGGGUGCAAAAAAUUUUUUUAUGUGAAUACCAAGCAUU